AUAUCAUAUGUUUUACAUUGCACAAAUGGUAUUUCAGGUUUGAGUUUGAACUGUGGAAUUUUUCUUGGUGGUUGUGUUUUUCCAGGAAAUAUUGGAUUGUUAAUUUUUUAUAUUCUGGAAUAUUUGGCGCUUUUUGUGGGUAAGAAUGACUGUCAGUCAUGAUCUUCUCUCUCUUGAUUUCAGUUAUAUCUAUCCAUUGGGGGUAUUCCUUAGGUCAAUCAGAUGUAGGAGAGCCCAAAGCUUAUCGUGUGCUUUUCAGGGUUAUGGAAACGUACGAUGUCGAUCCUGAUGUCAUGAGAUGGGGCCUUCAUCUUUUAGAUGUUUGUACCUUUACAAAUGACAGUUCUCGCAAUACUGUUACUGAAUAUAGAUUUGACCCGAGUUAUAGUCAAGUGGCAUAUGUCAAUGAAGGUUAUUGUGAACCGUGUACUGUGAAUUUGGAGAAUGAUGAGGCUAUUGCACACGCUUUUCAAGAAGAGAUAUCUAGAAUUGAUUCUAUAGAGCUUUCUGGGGUAUCUGAUUCUGGGGAAGACCGUCUGCAAGCAUCUGUUCUUGCACAGGAUUGGCUUGGCCCUUCGUCUAGGCAUGACCCUUUUGGACUUGAGGGUGAUCAGAAAACAACUCUUGGCAACGACAUAAAAGUUGGGGAGACGGAUGAUCUGAGAGGCAACGAGGUGGAGAAAAUGGGAAAUCUCUCUUCAUAUCACCACAACACAGUAGAUAAUCCUUUUGCGGAUGAAUGCUCUUCAUAUUCAUUGGAAAUAAUGGACGAGUCUUCACUUGAUGGUGAAGUGGGCAAAAGACUGAAUCAAAUCGUUCCGGUUCCGGUAAGUAUGUGCGUAGCUUUCGUGAAAAAUUCCUUGGUUGAUUGUGUUAUUCAAUAAUAUAUACUUUUAUCUUUCUUUUGAUUAUGAGUUU
Messenger RNA from Cucurbita pepo subsp. pepo (vegetable marrow), 918 nucleotides. The record is from RefSeq and is a predicted model, not a curated record. NCBI's taxonomy places the organism in Eukaryota, Viridiplantae, Streptophyta, Magnoliopsida, Cucurbitales, Cucurbitaceae.